This is a messenger RNA of Balearica regulorum gibbericeps (East African grey crowned-crane), 659 nucleotides long. The record is from RefSeq and is a predicted model, not a curated record. Lineage: Eukaryota; Metazoa; Chordata; Aves; Gruiformes; Gruidae.
CUGGUUUCCAGAAUGGAGGGGCCACUGUCAAUGGAGAUGUCUUUCAGGAGUCCAAUGGCCCCACGGAUGCCUAUGCAGCCAUAGCCAAGGCUGACCGGCUGACUUGCGUCCGCAAGUGGAGGGAGGAGCAGAAGAAGCGCCUGGAGGAUCUGGAUGCGGCAUCAAAGGUGACUGAGCAGCGUGAGAAGGCCAAGAAGGACCUGGAGGAGUGGAACCUACGUCAGAAUGAGCAGAUGGAGAAGAACCGGGCAAACAACAGGAUCGCUGACAAAGCCUUUUACCAGCAGCCGGACGCCGAUGUGAUUGGCUAUGUGGCCUCAGAGGAAGCAUUCCUGAAGGAGUCCAAGGAGGAAACCCCGGGCUCCGAGUGGGAGAAGGUGGCCCAGCUCUGUGAUUUCAACCCCAAGAGCAGCAAGCAGAGCAAGGAUGUCUCGCGGAUGCGCUCGGUGCUCAUCUCCCUCAAACAGACGCCCCUGUCCCGCUAGCUGCCACCUGGCACAGCUGGGAAUGCAGCAGGGCAAGGCCAGGCUCACCAAGCCGGGUGGCUUUGUGGGGCCAGCCCAUGAGGGGCCUCACCCUGCCUGCCUCUGCUCCCUGGUGUUUGCCUCGGCUGUUACUGGUUGUAACUCUCCCCAUGGUUUUCCUUUGCUUAAAAGGUG